GCGUCGGGGAUGCGCGCGGCGUGGGAGCCGAGGGAGCCCAUGGCUGCGCCUGCUGAGCCGCCCGGCCCCGCGCGCUAGCCUCCCGCUCCCGGGCGCGGCCGCCCCCGUGGCCCCAGGGCCGAAGGGCGCAGGCCUGGCGCGGAGCCAGGCUCGGGAACCCCCGCGUGCCUCGCCUCCCACCCGCGACCCGGGCGAACAGAAAACAAUGCCCGGGGUGGCGGGGUCAGAGGGGCGGCGCGAACAACGGGGCGUUUCAUCCCGAGGUGGUGAGGUCGCCAGGGCCCCGCCUGCCCCACGCCCGCCAGGCCAGCUCUGCGUUCUCACGCCGCGGGACACGCGACGCGAGUCCCCCGGGCAGGGCCCCCACUCACAGCUCCCGAUACCCCAAGGACUGAACAACUGGCAUAAGGAAGGCCUGAUUCCCUUCCCGAUGUCCCCCAAGGACUGAAGCAUUCGGGAAACCACACUGCUCCCUAAUGAAGCCCAGCAACCACUCCUGUCCACAGCUGUGAGUGAGGCUGUGCGUGCAGUUCGGGUUAGGUCCUGAACCCAGGAGGGGCUGAGAGUCCCUGGGAUCUGCAAUAAUCAACUCAGGCCAGUGUGGGAUGUUGAUCUUGGAAAGAGCUUCUCCAGCCUUAAUCUCUGAGUCAGCGCUCCCCUAAGUUCCAUAUUUUCUUUACUGCGUAAGAAACUACCCUCUACCACCAGCAGCGCCAAAUGUAAGCUGGUACAACCACUUUGGAAAAUUACUCAGCAAAAUCCAUGGAAGCCGAACAUACAUACAUCCCUAUGAUCCAGCAGGUCUGCUCGCAAGAUUGUGGGUGAUCGUCUCCCAUGCUCGGAUGCUCGGUCUCAGGCAGAAAUCAGUGAUGUUUCGGAACGUUGGAACGUGCCUACAAUGGACACUACUGUAUUUUUGGUCACUUCAAAGCACCUAUGGACAGUCCUUUGCUUUUUCAUACAAGAGUAAGCUUAGGAAUGCUUUGCUUCAUUCCAGGUCAUUAGAUAGGUUCCUUUGUAAAGUUGCACAAAACGAAAAAGAUUCCAUUGAGCCAACAGAUAGCAGUGAUUCUCUUAGUGAUAUGAAAAUCGUCCUACACAGUAACCCUCCUCUCUCUUGUCUCCCUCACACCAGCCAUGAAGGUGUUCAAAGGUAUGUGUGGGUUAAUUUGUUUAUUUUUCUUUAUAUUUUGUAUUUUCUCUAUUAUUUUGUAUUAUAUUACAGCUUUGUAAUUAUUUUUAUAUGAAUAUUUUUAGGUUGUGGAACAAAUAAUCUGAGUUUCCAUUAUUUCUUAUGGGGAAAUUCACUUUGAUCUACAAGUGCUUUGGAUUACAAGCAUGUUUCCAGAACAAACUAUGCUCACAAACCAAGGUUUUACUGUAUAUAACAUUCUGGAAAGGGCAAAAACAUGGACACAGUAAAAACAUCGGUGGUUACCAGGGAUUAAAGAGGAGGGAGGGAUGAAGAGGCAGAGCACAGAGGAUUCUGAGGACAGUGAAAAUGCCUUGUAUUAUAUUCUAAUGGUGGAUGUAUACAUUUGUCCAAACUCAUAGAAUGUACCGCUCAUGAGUGGACCCUAACGUAAACUGCGGACCUUGGGUGCCAAAUGAUGCGUCCAGGCCCUGGCUGACCAAGUCGGGAGGUCUGCCUACAACAAGGACUGUAACCACCCCAGCAAGGGGUGCCCUGAGGCCGUACUGUCUGAUAUCCAAGGCGGGGAAGCGUGGAAGUUCUACAAAGACAGUGGAGGCCCCUAGCAUAGUAACAGCACGAGCUUUGAGGGGAGACGCCUGAGUCUGAAUUCCAGCGUGAGCCUCAGCUUUCCCAUCGGGAGUGCGGUGAAGAUUGAAUGAGCUGAUAACGAAGGGUGUAGAGCGCUUGGUACAGCACUUGGCCGGUGGGAAAGUCCACGAAUGGCCUCCGCAGGUCCAGAGCCUCAGGCCAGAGAGCCUCCUGCUAGUGUCCACCCUGGAUGGAAGUCUCCAUGCACUGAGCAAGCAGACGGGGGACUUGAAGUGGACGCUGAAGGAUGAUCCCAUCCUCCAAGGGCCAAUGUAUGUCACCGAGACAGCCUUUCUCUCAGACCCAGCUGAUGGCAGCCUAUAUGUCUUGGGGACCCAGAAACAGCAGGGAUUGAUGAGGCUGCCGUUUACCAUCCCCGAGCUGGUUCAUGCCUCCCCGUGUCGCAGCUCUGAUGGCGUCUUCUACACGGGCCGGAAGCAGGAUGCCUGGUUUGUGGUGGACCCUGAGUCGGGAGAGACGCAGAUGACGCUGACCACAGAGGGUCCCUCUACCCCCCGCCUCUACAUCGGCCGAACACAGUACACAGUCACCAUGCAUGACCCCAAGUCCCCGGCCCUGCGCUGGAACACCACCUACCGCCGCUACUCGGCACCCCCCAUGGAUGGCUUGCCUGGGAAAUACAUGAGCCACCUGGCAUCCUGUGGGAUGGGCCUGCUGCUAACCGUGGACCCAGGAAGUGGGGCGGUGCUGUGGACACAGGACUUGGGCAUGCCCGUGAUGGGAAUCUACACCUGGUACCAGGACAGCCUGCGUCAGCUGCCCCAUCUCACGCUGGCUCGGGACACCUUGCAUUUCCUCGCCCUCCGCUGGGGCCACAUCCGACUGCCUGCCUCAGGCGCCCAGGACACGGCUACCUACUUCUCCGCCUUGGACACCCAGCUUCUGAUGACACUGUAUGUGGGGAAGGAUGAAACUGGCUUCUAUGUUUCUAAAGCACUGGUUCACACAGGGGUGGCGCUAGUGCCUCGAGGACUGACCCUGGCCCCCAUGGAUGGCCCCACCACAGAUGAAGUGACACUCCAAGUCUCAGGCGAGCGAGAGGGCUCACCUAGCACGGCUGUCAGAUACCCUUCAGGCAGUGUGGCCCUCCCUAGCCAGUGGCUGCUCAUUGGACACCACGAACCACCCCCAGUCCUGCAUACCACCAUGCUGAGGGUACAUCCCACCCCAAGGAGUGGCACUGUUGAGAAGAGACUCUCAGAGAGCACGCAGCCUCUAGCCCUCUUCCCGGAGCUCCUGAGCCUGAGCCGUGAGAAACCUUGGAGCCCGGAGCUGCAUCCUGAAGAGAAAACCCCAGACCUGUAUCCAGGGCUGGGACCCCAAGACCUGUUGGCAGCUAGCCUCACUGCUGUCCUCCUGGGAGGGUGGAUUAUCUUCCUAAUGAGGCAGCAGCAGCAGCUGGUGGAGAAGCAGCAGCAGGCCCUCCUGGCACCUGCAGACCCUCCUCACAUCACACAGCGUGCUCAGCCCCAGCCACCAGGGGCCACCCCACAGGGCCAGAAGGGCCUUCGAAGCCGCUCAGAGCAAGCCCAGGCAGUCGAAGACCCAGAAGCUGAGCAGCUCACCGUGGUGGGCAAGAUUUCCUUCAACCCCAAGGACGUGCUGGGCCGCGGGGCAGGCGGGACGUUCGUUUUCCGGGGCCAGUUGGAGGGCCGGGCCGUGGCUGUCAAGCGGCUGCUCCGUGAAUGCUUCGGCCUGGUCCGGAGGGAGGUCCAGCUGCUGCAGGAGUCGGACAGGCACCCCAAUGUGCUCCGCUACUUUUGUACCGAGCGGGAACCCCAGUUCCACUACAUCGCCCUGGAGCUCUGCCAGGCCUCCUUGCAGGAGUACGUGGAAAACCCUGAGCUGGAGCGCUGGGGCCUGGAGCCCGGGGAGGCGCUGCAGCAGCUGAUGUCCGGCCUGGCCCACCUGCAUUCCCUACACAUCGUGCACAGGGACCUGAAGCCGGCCAACGUCCUCAUCGCGGGGCCUGACGGCCCUGAGGGCCGAGGCAGGGUGGUGCUCUCAGACUUUGGCCUCUGCAAAAAGCUGCCUGUCGGCCGCUGCAGCUUCAGCCUCCGCUCAGGCAUUCCCGGCACGGAAGGCUGGAUGGCACCCGAGCUCCUACAACUGCUGCCCACCGACAGCCCUACAAGCGCAGUGGACAUCUUCUCUGCAGGCUGCGUGUUCUACUAUGUGCUUUCUGGCGGCAGCCACCCGUUUGGAGAGAGUCUUUACCGCCAGGCAAACAUCCUUGCAGGGGCUCCCAGUCUGGCUCACCUGGAGGAAGAGACCCACGACAAGGUGGUUGCCCGGAACCUGGUUGAGACCAUGCUGCACCCCUUGCCGCAGGCCCGCCCCUCUGCUCACCAGGUGCUGGCCCACCCCUUCUUUUGGAGCAGAGCCAAGCAGCUCCAGUUCUUCCAGGACGUCAGUGACUGGCUGGAGAAGGAGCCUGAGCAAGGGCCCCUGGUGAGGGCGCUGGAGGCGGGAGGCCCCGCGGUGGUCCGGUGCAACUGGCAUACGCACAUCUCCGUGCCGCUGCAGAUAGAUCUGAGAAGGUUCCGGACGUACAAGGGGACGUCGGUGCGAGACCUGCUCCGUGCAAUGAGGAACAAGAAGCACCACUACAGGGAGCUCCCGGCUGAGGUGCGGCAGGCGCUAGGCCACGUCCCGGACAGUUUCGUCCAGUACUUCACAACCCGCUUCCCGCGGCUGCUGCUCCACACGUACACGGCCAUGAGGAGCUGUGCCUCUGAAAGUCUCUUCCUGCCCUACUAUCCGCCGGUCUCGAGGCCCAGGGAGCCGUGCCCAGGGGCCGCUGGGAGCUGAGACAAGGAGUUGGGCCCGUGGCCAAGGCUGGCCUCAGCGUCAGAAGAGACGGACAGAGACUUGGCAGCCUGGGGCUUCUGGAGCAAAGAUGUGCCCAGAGCCCAGGCACCCCUCAGGGACUACAAGAAGAAAAAGAAGAUUCACGUGUUUAAUGUAUAUAAAGGCAAGGAAAGGACA
Messenger RNA from Acinonyx jubatus (cheetah), 4792 nucleotides. RefSeq names its product endoplasmic reticulum to nucleus signaling 2 (gene ERN2). The coding region runs from base 2054 to 4615 and encodes 853 amino acids. Gene Ontology annotation, biological process: IRE1-mediated unfolded protein response; protein phosphorylation; intrinsic apoptotic signaling pathway in response to endoplasmic reticulum stress. The record is from RefSeq and is a predicted model, not a curated record. Gene Ontology annotation, molecular function: RNA endonuclease activity; ATP binding; protein serine/threonine kinase activity. The transcript is spliced from 27 exons. Lineage: Eukaryota; Metazoa; Chordata; Mammalia; Carnivora; Felidae. Gene Ontology annotation, cellular component: IRE1-TRAF2-ASK1 complex.